Molecule: messenger RNA, 681 nt
Organism: Lodderomyces pseudojiufengensis
Lineage: Eukaryota; Fungi; Ascomycota; Pichiomycetes; Serinales; Debaryomycetaceae
Product: Golgi transport complex subunit
Exons: 1
Coding region: 1-681 (226 amino acids)
Source: RefSeq, a predicted model, not a curated record
AUGACGACGAACAAAACCAUUGAAGACUCUAUGUCUAUGUUUUUUGACGAUGAAUUCAACCCUACCACAUACAUUGAUCACCUAGUAUCAACAAUUACACAACAAAAGACUUCAGCAACUCCAAUGUCAGCAUAUUCCAAAAAGUCAUUAUCAAGUCUAUCUCAUACAAUAAAUCAAUUAAUAAUACAUUUUGAUUAUUAUGUUAAUGAUAUUGCAAAUAAUGAAUUAAAACUGAAACUAAAUCAAUUAGAAAAUGCAAGUUCAAUUAUAAAUUCAAAUCAAGAAGGUACUUCAAGAUUACAAUAUUAUACAAGUUUAUUAAAUAAUUCAAUAAUUUCAUUACAAAAUGAAUUAACUUCAAUAAAUGAAAAAUUAGAAAUAAAUGAAGAUAAUGAAGCAGUUCAAACACUUAUAAAAUUAAAAUUAAUCAAGACAAAUUUAUUAAAAGUUAUAAAAAUUUUAGAAACAAUAACAUUAAAUGAUGAUAAAAGACUAUAUACAAUUGAUGAAUUUGAAAUUUUACUUGAUGAAACUUUUGAACAAAUUAAAAGAAAUAAAAAUGAUCCUUCUGUACAAAAUUAUAUUAAAAAUAUGAUUGAAAUGUCAAAUUUAUUUCAAAAUUUAAAUCAUUUUAAUCCAGUUUUUAAGAAGUUUAUAAAUAAAUUAAUUAAUGAACAAUAA